Molecule: messenger RNA, 1940 nt
Organism: Sphaeramia orbicularis (orbiculate cardinalfish)
Lineage: Eukaryota; Metazoa; Chordata; Actinopteri; Kurtiformes; Apogonidae
Gene: b4gat1
Product: beta-1,4-glucuronyltransferase 1
Exons: 3
Coding region: 308-1603 (431 amino acids)
Biological process (GO): protein O-linked glycosylation via mannose
Cellular component (GO): Golgi apparatus
Molecular function (GO): glucuronosyltransferase activity
Source: RefSeq, a predicted model, not a curated record
AGCUGUCGCAGCAGCAGCAGCAGUAGCCUGUACUGGGAAAAUCUGUAGUGUUUACAUGGAGAUAACUACACAUCGGCCUUUAACGUCGGGUCAUUUAUGUUGUCGAUCGCUAUAAGAACGGCCGCGCUGCCUCCUAAAAUAACACUAUGCAGCCACAGAGUCGUCGUAUUUCCAGACUAAUUGUUUUCGGUGUUAGCCUGAUGGCACAGACGUAGGGGCCGUUAGCUGGGACGGUGUGUCUGAAACAGGCAGCGGAGGAAGGGGCCAGUGUUCGGACCUGCUUUGUACUCAGUGCCAGUCCCUCUAAAUGCAUCUGUCCAAGAAAUGUUCGGUGUUUAAAGUGGUGCUGAGUGCUCUGCUGAUAGUGGCGCUUCUGCAGCUCAUAUACUUGUCCUUCUUGUCCAAGUUUCACGGUAAGCAGCAGCGGUACCGGUACUCGGAGCUGUUCGGAGGCUCCGGGGUCAAGAAAAAUGCGCACCCCGAUAAAAACACGCGGAAGGAGCGGCUGCGGUACUCUCUGUCCACCGGCGGCAUCUUCGACAGCAGCGGCCAGUACCGGAUCUACAAGAACCUGAUCAAAAGUGAUGUCACCGCCAACCAGAAGCCCGGGUCCGACCCCAGCUCCGGGGUUCUGACCCUAGCCACGCACACGACUAUCAACAACCUGCACCACCUGGAGUCUCUGCUGGACAGGUGGCAGAACCCUCUGUCUGUGGCCAUCUUCGCCCACGGGCAGGAUGUGAAGUUCGCCACAGCCCUGGUGUACGCCCUCAGCUUCUUCUGCCCGCAGAUCCAGGCUCUGGUGGACUUCCACCUGGUCUGCCUCUCAGGGGAGAUGGCCAGUUUCCCAGAGCAGGACCGGGAGCACUUUGCGGGUCUGGAGGACUGCGCUUCUGUGUUCUCCAGACUGGAGACCCACAGGGAUAAAUACAAGAACUAUGCCAUCAGUGGAAACAUCUCAUACCCAAACAAUCUGCUUCGGAACGUGGCUCGUGGAGGUGCAGAGUCCUCCUACAUCCUGGUCAUAGACAUAGACAUGAUGCCCAGCGCAGACCUCCACCAGCAGUUCCUGGCUCUGAUCAUGAAACGUGAACCAGGUACCGAUGAGGUGUUUGUUUUACCUGCGUUUGAGAUCCGCCAUGCCCGGAAGUUGCCCGGUACGAAGGCAGAGCUCGUGCAGCUGUACCAGGUCGGAGAGGUUCGGCCGUUUUACGAAGAGCUGUGUUCCAGGUGUCAGGCCCCGACCAACUACUCCCAGUGGGUCAACAGCCACGUCAGGGGGGCCACGGCUCUAGAAGUGGCCUACACACUCACCUGGGUGGACCCCUGGGAGCCCUUCUACAUCGGACCUCGAACUGUGCCACUAUAUGAUGAGAACUUCAAGCAGUACGGGUUUAACCGCAUCAGCCAGGCCUGUGAACUCCAUGUGGCUGGAUACAAGUUUUCAGUGCUCAGCUCCGCUUUCGUGGUUCACCGAGGUUUUAAGAUCCAAGGGGAGUUUCACCCCAGGAAGGACGAGGAGAACAAACGCAACCGGGUUCUGUUUCGCAACUUCAAAGAGGGCCUGAAAACGAAAUACCCAUCAUCCACGCGAAGAUGUUGAAAGAGUAUUAUCCCGAAGACAUCCUGCCUUUUGGAGCCUCUGAAGGAAGCGGUGUUCUGCUGAAGUGACGGACAUUUAAUUUUAUAACUGAAGUCAGAUUUACAUUAUGUGGAAAAAAGUAUCGGGACAUGUUGAAUUCAGGUGUUUCUUUUCUAACAGGGAUCUGGGAUACAAAACAAUUAUGACAAAUGUCAUAAUAUAGUUUUAUAUUAAAUAAAUAUCAUUGCAUUGAUUAGUUUUUUUUUGUAAUUGCUCUGAAUAUUUUUCGUGUUUUGUUUAUGAACUAUAUGGACAAAAAUAUUGGGACACAUUAUGGCUGCAGCUGUAAGAUGUCCUG